AUGGUGGACAAGGAGAAUCAGGUGAUUAGGUUGCGACCUUAUGAAUAUAUUCAUGUAAUGGACAGGAACACUUGUGAGGUGAUGCUUGUGGAGGGCCCGCGCUCCUUCACGAUGUUGGACCACCACAUAAGUCUCCACGACAAGGUGCAGAACCACGUUGUUGUUCCACCGGGCCACUACUGCGAAGUAGAGAACCCCGUGGUGAAGCCGACUGCAAGCUCAUCUGUGGGGACCCUGUGUAAUGAGAUGGGCCACCGUGAAGUGCGUUUGAGCCAGGACCCGUUCCCGCUGCACCCUGGCGAGAAACUCGUGACGGAACCUCAGCCGAUGCGUAUUCUGGCUGCUAACGAAGCGAUUGCGGUGCGUGCGUUGAAGGAAUUCACAUACUCCGUCCCCGCUCUGGGCGGGAGUAACAACGGUGAGAAGGGUGACACCACUGGAGUUGCAGUACGCCGUCGUGCCGUAGGAGAGGUUUGGUUGGUGCGUGGUCCCUGCGAGUACGUUCCGCGUGUGGAGGAGGUGGUGGAGGGCAAUGUGACGCCCAUUUUUCUAUCUGCGGGUCAGUCGCUCGUCUUGCGUGCGAACUGCAAUUUCACGGAUAUUAACGGCGUAAAACGGUCACGGGGUGAUGUGUGGGCCGUUACCACUGCGGGCAUGCACUUCCCCGAUCCGUCGGCGAGCGUCGUGCGUGUGCAUGAAGGCGUAAUCCUGUCUGCAACGGAAGCGGUGCGUGUGCGUGCACUCCGCUCGUUCUUCGACCGUCUGGCGGCUGUUGAUCGUGUAGCUGGGGAGCGGUGGCUUGUGACACAUGAUGUCGUGCCGCUGUUUAUCCCCACAGUGGAUGAGGAGGUGGAAGAGAAGAUUUCUCUUACAAUCGUCGGAGAGCGGCAGUACUGCGAGAUACUUAACGUGGUGAAGGGUGGUGUGUGUCACUAUGGUGUGUGCGAAGUACGCCAUGGUCCAUGUUCGUUCUUCCUGCAACCUGGAGAAGUCCUGGUAGGUGGAACUGUGCGGGAGGCGCACAUUCUCUCCUCUGACGAGGCGCUUCUCGUCGUCGCCGUCCGUGCCUUUGUGGACGAGGACGGGGUGGAGCGUGAACCUGCAUCGCGGUGGUUGGUUCAUGGGCCACGGAAGUACAUCCCACCGCAAGGCGUGACCGUGGUGGAGCGCCGGAAGCGGAUGGUGUUGAGUGGCAGUGAGGGUGUGUAUGUACGUGAUAUUUGCACUGGCAACGUGCGGGCGGUGCAUGGUGAGGCUGUGUUGCUGGGGCCUGAAGAGGAGUUAUGGGAAAAGCCCAUCGACCCGCUGGUGCAUAAGCUGCUCACUGCCCGCAGACACUCCAUGUACGCUUCUCGUGUGUGCACAGAAACCUCGGUGGAUGUUGGUUCUGAGGGCCAUCCGAGGACACACAAGAUUGUUAUGUUCAAGGUGCCGCAUAAUGCACUGGUGCAGCUGUAUGACCCGACGACGAACAAGAGCCGCGUGGAGGCCGGGCCACUGACUGUAUCACUUGGUCCGAACGAGGAGAUUAGUGUGGUUGUGCUCUCCGGUGGGCAACCGAAGCGGCGUGGUCACAUUCACUCACUGUUUCUCUUUUUGGGUCCUGACUUUAUGGCUGACAAGAUUGUUGUCGAAACACUUGAGCACGCGCGGUUGCAACUUGAAAUUGCGUACAAUUGGGAGUUCGACACAACGGAUGUGGAGCAUAUCAAGCGUAUCGCCUUCAGCGUGCCGGACUUCGUUGGCAUGGCGUGCAAGACACUGGCGAACCGAAUCCGUGCUGCGAUUGCCAGUGAACCGUUUGAUAACUUCCAUCGAAAUUCAUCCUCCCUCAUACGGCGGGCCAUAUUCCACUCACACUCCGGAACGACGGAGCUGCGUGGCGACAGUCUUUACUUUCCUGUGAACGGCCUUGUGAUAACAAAUGUGGACGUACGCAGCGUUGAACCGGUUGAGGUGAAGAUGCAAAACGCCCUCACGAAAAGUGUACAGCUCGCUGUGGAGAUUAUUACCAAGUCCCAGGAAAACGAGGCUUCCCACCAGGCGAUGUUAAUGGAGCAGGAGGAGAAGGGUGCGCUAGAGCUGCAACUGAUGAAGGACCGCGUGUCGGCAGAGGAGGAGCGAGUGAAACUGUUGCGUGUUGUUGCCGAAAACACUGCAAUCGAACUGUGCGGCGCGAGCAAGGCGCAGGCGUUGGCUGAGAGCGAGGCGCGUUGCGUGGAGUCGCAGGGCGAAUUGGAUGUAACAGGGAUAAGAUGUGAAGCCCAGUCGCUGAUUGCCGCUGCGCAGCUUGCCGGUCUCCGGGAGCGGGUGGAAAGCAAACUCUGCCACCGGCGGGCUAUGGAUGAACUUGCUAUCGCGAAAGCCAAGGCCCUCUCGGACAUCGAUGCGACGAAGUAUGAGAAGAUAUUUGAGGCUCUGGGUAAGGGAACAUUUGAAGCUAUUGCGCGGGCUGGACCGGAACUAAAGGCGAAAUUGCUGCAGGCGCUUGGUCUCAAGGGAUUCCUUGUAACUGAUGGUUCAACACCGAUUAAUUUGCUCGGAAUUGCAGACUGCGUGCUGCACAAAAAUGGGAACGACGCGUUGCCAUGA
Molecule: messenger RNA, 2592 nt
Organism: Trypanosoma brucei brucei TREU927
Lineage: Eukaryota; Euglenozoa; Kinetoplastea; Trypanosomatida; Trypanosomatidae
Product: major vault protein, putative
Exons: 1
Coding region: 1-2592 (863 amino acids)
Cellular component (GO): cytoplasm; nucleus
Source: RefSeq, a predicted model, not a curated record